AUGGAGAGCUUGCUGGAGAACCCGGUGCGCGCCGUGCUCUACCUCAAGGAGCUCACGGCCAUCGUGCAGAACCAGCAGAGCCUCAUCCACACGCAACGCCAGCGCAUCGACGAGCUGGAGCGGCGGCUGGACGAGCUAAGCGCCGAGAACCGCAGCCUGUGGGAGCACCAGCAGCUGCUGCAAGCCGUGCCUCCGCCCGGGCUCGUCCCCCCGUCACCAGCCCCGCUGCCGGCCACCCCGGCCACCGCCGCCUCCGGGGCCCAGGAACAGCUCCGGGACCACGGACAGCUCCCGCCCACCGCGCCCGAGAAGCCCCCGCUUCAGCACCACGGACAGCUCCUGGCGCAGCCCCAGCCGGGCCCCAGCGGCAGGGCUCACGCAUCCCAGCCGCCCCACCACCACCCGGCGGGGCCAGGGGCCGUCGCCGACAAGGAGAAGGAGCGUCCCCCGAGCUGUUGCGCCGCUGCUGGAACCCUCCUUCAGCACAAAUCCCCCGCCGCCCUCGGCAAGGGCGUCCUGAGCAGGAGACCCGAGUGA
Messenger RNA from Lagenorhynchus albirostris (white-beaked dolphin), 537 nucleotides. RefSeq names its product IQ motif and SEC7 domain-containing protein 3-like. The coding region runs from base 1 to 537 and encodes 178 amino acids. The transcript has a single exon. The record is from RefSeq and is a predicted model, not a curated record. Lineage: Eukaryota; Metazoa; Chordata; Mammalia; Artiodactyla; Delphinidae.